AGUUACUAAUCCAAACUAGUAACGUCGAUGUGGCUGGCUAGCUAGAUGUAAAUAUUGACAAAUUGGAAAUUUACCACACAUGUUAUGGAGACAAGUUGUUUCUCUGAUAUUGACAAUGAGUCGGCGUCAAUUGUUGGUGAUUCUGAAGGAGAAGAAGAAAAAAAUCUUUACCUCGACAGAUUGAUGCUUGCAGAUUUGCUAGACUCGCCAUACUCCCAUAAUUUCUCCACACCACACACCAUCAAUGGCUGUACAGACGGGUUUUCUCCUCAGAUAGCGACGUUGACUUGUAGACGUUUGGAUGGCUUGGACCAAGUGCGCCUCACACCUGAAAAGAUCCAAUCCCCAUUUUUGUCAAGGAGUUCUGGGAUUCCAGAUGACGAGAAGGGAAUGGACAGUAUUAUCGCUCAAGGACAUGAUGGAGAAGACAGUGAGGGGAUGAUAGAAGAGGAUCCCUCUGAGGGGUCAGUGUCAGAGAGUCCCUCACAGCACGUUGGGAGUGGUACCUCUACCAGACGUUUGAAGAGAGCAGCGACGGUAGCUAAGACACAGGGUGGCGGUGGUUGUGACCUCUCACAGAAGGAGAUAGGUGCAGAGCCCAAGAGACAGACCAGGCUGACUGACAGUCAGACACAGGGGAGUAGACAGACCAGACCAAUGGAAGAAAUCAGACCAACCAGGCAGAACGGAGGGACCAGACAGAAUGACAACCAGGCACAGGAGAACAAACAGGAGAACAGACAGACCAGGCAGACUGACAGCCAGAAGCAGGUGACCAGCGGACCAACCAGACAGACUGACAGCCAGAAGCAGGUGACCAGCGGACCGACCAGGCAGACUGACAGCCAGAAGCAGGUGACCAGCGGACCGACCAGGCAGACUGACAGCCAGAAGCAGGUGACCAGCGGACCGACCAGGCAGACUGACAGCCAGAAGCAGGUGACCAGCGGACCGACCAGACAGACUGACAGCCAGAAGCAGGUGACCAGCGGACCGACCAGGCAGACUGACAGCCAGAAGCAGGUGACUAGCGGACCAACCAGACAGACCAGGCAGACUGACAGCCAGAAGCAGGUGACCAGCGGACCGACCAGGCAGACUGACAGCCAGAAGCAGGUGACCAGCGGACCGACCAGGCAGACUGACAGCCAGAAGCAGGAAAAUGGAGGUAAUAGUUCCACCAGCAACAAGCCAGGGACACUGAGAGGUGUGAACCAUGGUCAAUCCCAGAGCAGGCGGGGCAUCACCCGUCUGAAUGUCCUCCACCGGAAGAACCGUUACGGGGAGACUCUACUCCACAUUGCAGCCAUGCAAGGAGACACCCAGCGGAUCAGAGACAUGCUGUCGCUGAGCCCCGACAUCAACAUGGCCGACAACGCAGGUAAAACAUUAGAGGAGGGUGGUGGGCAGCAAUCUGUCACUACAGUUAGUUUCAAAUAACUUUAUAGAUACUCACACACAGUGCCUAAAAUUAACACCUGCCAAAUGCGGGUAGAUUCUGGCAUUGGCGGGUA
Messenger RNA from Salmo salar (Atlantic salmon), 1514 nucleotides. The record is from RefSeq and is a predicted model, not a curated record. Lineage: Eukaryota; Metazoa; Chordata; Actinopteri; Salmoniformes; Salmonidae.